UGAACCUAUUAAAAAAGUGAGGAAAGGUAGAACAAAGUGCAUCCUGAGGAGAGAUGAGCAUGGCAAGGACCUGCCACUGCAUCCCCAGCCCAGGGCUGAUCCAGAGAGCAAAGUCCUGGGGCAGGAGGCAGUGAGUCCAAAGGGAAGAAAAGGAAAGGGAAGAAGAGGGUAUUUGCCCUUCACAACUGAGCCCAACCUGAACAAAACGUCACAAAAGGGAGUGAAAAACUGCAGUGACUGCACCCUGUAAAGCCAACUGGGGGCAUACCCAGAGAAAAGGGGGAAAGCCUUAUCUGUCACUGCAAGGCAGAGCUUGGGGACAGAAUGCUGUUUAGGCAGAAGAGCAUGGGGCUGGGCAGGAGUUUUUUUUAUCCACACUGGGAUUGUAGCACCCACACUUGGAAGUGUGCCUUUGAAGCCCUAGACUGGAAUCUCUCAGCACUGGAAAUCCUUCACAUUUUGGAGAUGGGUGUCUGUGCCUGGGAUUAAUGGCGUGGCUCUGCUUCUAAUUGCAAUGUAAUCUAAUUGAAAAGUGAGCUUUUCUCCUCGCCCUUUCCUCCACUCCACAGGUUGGGUAUGAUGAGCACUCUAUCUUAGCAAUCACAGUUGCUCUUUCCAUCGGAAAAUACAUUUUCUGCAGAGACAUCAGGAGCGAGCAAGAGCUGACAGCAGAGUCAGGCUGCUGCUGCAUUAACCUGACUGGUGGGAAACACAUCUCACAGCCUGGGAUAGAUACAGACAGCCCAGCCCAUCCAGCAGAGCUCCCAGCACAGGGUGGGUAAGACUUUCCCCAGUGGAGUGACACCACUGUUCCUUUGAGAUGGGGUGACCAUGGGACAGCUGAUGGGAGGAGGUUUAAAACCCCCAGGGAAAGCACUGCUCUGCCCCAGCCCAAAGGAAAUGGGGAAGGCAUCACACUGGUCCCAUUCUCCUGAGAUGAGGAAGGAAGACAGGACCCCAGCUGGGCUCCUUCCUCUACCUCCUCCUGUGCCUCCUCCUCCUUCUCCUUGGCUCAGCAGUGCACCAGGACCCAACAAGUCAUCCAUGGAGAACGGUUCAGCCAGCUCAGGAGCCGUGCUGGGCAACCAAACCUUGGGCAGGAUGCCCCGACAGCCCCUGGAGCUCCAGGUGGUCACCAUCCUGCUGGUGCUGCUCGUCUGCGGGGUGGGCAUAGCAGGCAAUGCCAUGGUGGUGCUGGUGGUGCUGCGCACCAAGCACAUGGUGACCCCCACUAACUGCUACCUGGUGAGCCUGGCUGUGGCCGACCUGCUGGUACUGCUUGUGGCUGGGCUGCCCAACAUCUCUGAAGUGGUGUCUUCCUGGGUGUACGGCUACGUCGGCUGCCUCUGCAUCACCUACCUGCAGUACCUGGGCAUCAACAUCUCCGCCUGGUCCAUCACCGCCUUUACAGUGGAGCGCUACAUCGCAAUCUGCCAUGCCAUCAAGGCACAGCUCCUGUGCACCGUGGCCCGCGCCAAGCGCAUCAUCAUCUCGCUGUGGAUCUUCACCUCCCUCUAUUGCCUCAUGUGGUUCUUCUUAGUGGACACGUCCCAGGUCAUGUUUUCAGAUGGAGAACAGGUCAGCUGUGGCUACCGUGUCUCCAGAAGCCUUUACAUGCCCAUUUAUUUCUUGGAUUUUGCUGUCUUCUAUGUCAUACCGUUGGGACUUGCAGCCAUCCUCUACGGCCUCAUUGCCCGCAUUCUAUACAUGAGCCCGCUGCCCGCCGCCCCGCAGCAUGCCCUGGGCUCAGCACAUCGAGGUGGCUCCCUCCAGCAAUCCUGCCUGGGCAGCAGGGGGAUCCUGAGCUCCCGCAAGCAGGUAACCAAGAUGCUGGCUGUUGUGGUGGUCCUCUUUGCCCUUCUGUGGCUGCCGUACCGCACACUGGUGGUGGUGAACUCCUUUGUGGACCCCCCGUACCUCAACAUCUGGUUCCUCCUCUUCUGCCGGAUGUGCAUCUACCUGAACAGUGCCAUCAACCCCAUCAUCUACAGCCUGAUGUCGCAGAGAUUCAGAGCUGCCUUCAGGAAGCUCUGCAGGUGCAGAUGGAAGAGCACAGAGGUGCCCACACCACGCAGCAUCCCGGUGCUCUAUAGCAGAGCAAACGACGGCUCUCAGGGCAGCUUCGAGCAUGGCACUCACCUGGAUGACCUGAACUGUCCCCCUGCACCCGCGAGGAGAAGUGGGGCUGCCACACAGACACCAGGACCCUGACAUAAUGCAGGCAGCGGGAGCUGUACGACUGUGUGCAUCAUGCUGGGAAAGUGCCAACAGAAAUUGCUUGGGCAUUGCGGCAAGCUUAA
Messenger RNA from Lagopus muta (rock ptarmigan), 2300 nucleotides. Its product is annotated as thyrotropin-releasing hormone receptor-like. The record is from RefSeq and is a predicted model, not a curated record. Gene Ontology annotation, biological process: phospholipase C-activating G protein-coupled receptor signaling pathway. Gene Ontology annotation, molecular function: thyrotropin-releasing hormone receptor activity. Lineage: Eukaryota; Metazoa; Chordata; Aves; Galliformes; Phasianidae. Gene Ontology annotation, cellular component: membrane. The transcript is spliced from 3 exons. The coding region runs from base 832 to 2211 and encodes 459 amino acids.